Populus euphratica (Euphrates poplar) is the source of this 842-nucleotide messenger RNA. RefSeq names its product glycine-rich cell wall structural protein 2-like. Gene Ontology annotation, biological process: actin filament-based movement. The coding region runs from base 1 to 477 and encodes 158 amino acids. The record is from RefSeq and is a predicted model, not a curated record. NCBI's taxonomy places the organism in Eukaryota, Viridiplantae, Streptophyta, Magnoliopsida, Malpighiales, Salicaceae. Gene Ontology annotation, cellular component: actin filament. The transcript has 3 exons.
AUGGUAGCUGUUGAGUUGAGGGGAGACGAGGGAACGAACAGCAUUGCUGAUCAUACGAAAGUCAAUGUCACUUUUUUAGAUCCUGCCAAGCUACUAGGAAGUCAAAACAAAACUUCUAAUACUGAAGCUGUUGUCAACUACAACAAAAACAGUUAUGGUGGACGCUAUAGAGGAGGAGGAGGGGGAGGGGGAGGCGGUGGAGGUGGAGGUGGAGGGGGAGGGGGGGGAGGGGGGGGGGGUGGGAGUGGAUGGGGAUGGGGAGGAGGAGGUGGUGGUUGGUAUAAAUGGGGUUGUGGUGGGAAGGGGAAAGGAGGAGGAGGAGGAGGCGGCAGAGGCGACUACAAGCUCGGAGAGUUUGCACAAUGCAUGGGUAAAGGAAGGUGUAAAGGCAUGAGGUUAGAUUGCCCUCUUCAUUGUGGAGGCCCUUGCUUCUACGACUGCCAGCACAUGUGCAAGGCUCAUUGUCGACGUCCCUGAUGAUUGAUGAAAGAGUACCUUUCUUUUUGGUGUUUGUCAGAUUAGGUAGGUUGAUUUGUGCCCUCUUUAAGUAAACGAAGUGGUGUGUGAUAAGAGUUUUUGGCAUUUGGAUUUUUGUACCUGUCUUCUUUACAUUGACUUGAUGCUGUUUUUGAUGCGGAGUUGGAAAACCUGAUGACUCUGUCUCACCAUAUGUUGCAUGCAUGCAUGCUGCUUGGCAUAUGGAUGAUGAAACUUUUGGAUAUGGCCUGUCAUUCAUCGAAGAUACAUGGCUUCAAAAUUCUAAUGAGAGUUUAGAUUCAUUUUGCUAACGUGAAAUGGACGCAGAAUGAUCUUCUGAAUUCUGAUGGACAUGAUUUUUCUUU